Messenger RNA from Pectinophora gossypiella (pink bollworm), 8615 nucleotides. RefSeq names its product regulator of chromosome condensation-like (gene Rcc1). Gene Ontology annotation, molecular function: guanyl-nucleotide exchange factor activity. The transcript has 16 exons. Lineage: Eukaryota; Metazoa; Arthropoda; Insecta; Lepidoptera; Gelechiidae. The record is from RefSeq and is a predicted model, not a curated record. Gene Ontology annotation, cellular component: cytoplasm. Bases 128 to 2056 code for a protein of 642 amino acids.
CGAAGCGAGCGAGGGAGAUGCACGGGAUUUUGUUGAAUACAACGUCAUCUUCAAUUCUAAAGAGAUUUCUAUAAUUUCCUUCGCAAUUCAGUUAGACCGUCAAUCAGUUAAAUUCUAAAACAGCGUUAUGCCGGCGACCCGGGGCGUAAAGCGGACGGCGUCCAAGAGUUCAGCCUCUGUUGCUUCUACGGGGCCAAAGAACAAGAAGAAACGCAAUGUAACACAACUGGAAGUACCAACGUUGCCGAAGAGACGCGGCCGUGUCUUAACUUGUGGACAGGGAGAUGUUGGACAACUCGGGCUUGGCGAGGAUGUUAUUGAGACCACCAGAUUCAAGCAUGUGACGGGCCUGGGGGAGAAGAUAGUGGACACCUGUGCCGGUGGCAUGCACACCGUUGCGUUGGACAGUGACGGAAAAGUAUGGACGUUCGGGUGCAACGACGAGGGAGCCCUGGGGCGGCCCACGUCCGGGGACUCCGACGAGGGCCGGCCGGGGGCGGUGGCGCUGCCCCGCGCCUGCGUCGCCAUCUCCGCCGGGGACUCGCACUCCGCCGCACUGCUCGACAACGGCGACGUGUACGCGUGGGGCGCCUUCCGGGACUCCCACGGCAGCAUGGGGCUGGUGGUCCGCGGGCGGGAGGGUAAACCGUGCCGGGAGCCCGUGGCGGUCCCGCUGCCCGACCCGGCCGCCGGGAUCGCCUCCGGGGGAGACCACCUUGUUAUACUUACCACUUCAGGGUCGGUAUACACGAUGGGUUGCGGCGAGCAAGGCCAACUUGGAAGGUUGUCGCAGAGGUCUGCCUCCCGGGAUACCCGACAGGGAUUCAGCGCGUUGCUAGUCCCAUCCAAAGUAACCCUAAAAGCGGGCGCGUCUCGCGUAUGGGCGGGCUACCACGCCACCUUCGUGCUAGACGCGAGCCAAGAAAAGAUGUUCGCCUGGGGGCUCAAUAACUACGGACAACUUGGUAUAACAGGCGAGAAGCGCAAGACAGCGCUGUACGCGCCCACCGCGUGCGACGCGUUCCCGGCGGGAGGCGGCUGGCGGCGGGUGGCGGCCGGCCAGCACCACUCGCUGGCGCUGGACGGCGCGGGGCUGGUGCACGCCAUAGGACGCGUGGAGUACGGCAGGCUCGGGCUGGGCGACCGGAGCGGUGACGCGGAGGUGUUGGAGCCGAUCCCCAAGCUGCAGAACAAGAAGUGUGUCAGCAUAGCCGCCGGGACGAGCAACUCGUUCGCUGUCACAGACACCGGGGAAAUCUACGCGUGGGGUAUGGGCAGCGAGGGACAACUGGGCACCGGCGGCAGUGCCGACGCCACGGAACCGACACUGGCUGUGUCCAGCGCCAUGCAAGGACACACCCCCAUACACGUCGCCGCGGGAGGACAACACACCGUGCUGCUUGUGGAGGACCCCAACGCGAAGAGAGAAGCGUCCCCAGCGCCGGAGAAAGAGACAGAAGAAGAGAAGAUAGAGGAGAAGUCCGAGGAGGAGCCAGAACCUGAACCUGAAAAGAAGCCGAAGGGCCGCGGGCACGCGCGCGGCCGCAAGCAGGAGCAGGAGGAGGAGGUGUCGUCGUCCACCAGCAGCGCACAUGCACAAGACGUGGCCGGGGACGCCGCGCCGCAGGCUAGGAAGAGGCGCACGACCCACAAAGCUGCGUCCAGCAAAAAGAAGGUGAAUGGGGACGAGAAGAAAGCAACGCCUAUGGAAAUCGAUGAAACUGACAACAAACAAGACAAAGACAAAAAGGAAGACAAAGAUACAGACGCGGACGCCAAAACAGAGUCUUCAAAAGAGGCCUCCAAACCGGAGACCACGGACUCUUCAAGCCAAGACACAGUCGAGAGCGACAAACCAUCGAGCGAGGACGUCGAAAUGCAAGAACCGGCGGCGGAGGCCAACCCCUCACAACCAGAGGCCGCUCCCACACAAGAACCAGAGGCCAAAGAACCUCCAAAAGCCGUCGAAGUCAACGUCAAUGGGGCUCAAGAAGAGCCAGUGGAAACUAAAACAGUCGAAGCGUUAUCUGCCGAAGCCCUAACGACGACGGCGUGAUGCUAGACACUUUGUAAGUCCAUUUUAUAGCAGUUUCGUGGUCGGGGCCUGCCAUCGUAAACGGUAGUUAGGCGAAGAGGAUAACUCUCAAAAAAAGGAUAUAGUUCAAGGGUCUUUUGUCGCGCGGCCAAAAUUAGAAAGAAAACGUCAUUUUUGCAUAAUUAUUUUUUGAUUGAAUACGGAGAUCGGCGAACGGAAAUAAGCGAGCAUUCAGGCUGUAAAAUGACGCUACGAAAAUCGUACCGCGUUGGGUGGGGCUUCAAAAUCGUACCGUCAUACCUGGCCUUUAUUGCUGUUCAAAUUCAAUUCAAAUUCAAAAAUCUCUUUAUUCAUUAGGUAACAUAGUUACACUUUGAAUCGUCAAUUUUUACAUAACGUCUCAUCCGACUAAAACUACUGCAGCUUCUCACAACCUGUAUAGCCGGGGAAAGGAAGCUGCAAGAAAAACCUCGGCACAGGGCCCUAGACGUUCUUUAAAAAAAGUAAACAAAAUAUUUUUAUACAAUCAUACCUCGACUGUGGUAUUAAGGUAUAAAUCUCAGCGUCUUUUGUCACUUGCCGGUAAGCACAUACAAAUAGCGACGUAAAAUCAAUAACAAUAGUGCUAAUUCCUGUAAACACCAUCUAAUUUUAUAUUAAGUUAUACCUGUCAUUUUCUUAUCCGCCGAAAAGGAAAAAGACGGGUAAUCGACAGGCAUAAAAUUUAUGGAACACACGUCAAUUUUAAGCACAAAUCUAAAACAACCCUAUAAAAAUUUUGGCUAAUAACCCGUCAGAAUUAAGUUGACAGCACACGUCAAACGGUGAAACACACAACGCUAUAUACAAGGUGUUAGUGACAUCGUAACGAAUACUGCGGGGGAUGAUUCACACCAUGAUUCUGAGUUAAUAUCAAGUGGAAUUUUCCGUCGCACAAUUCAUGAUUUCUUUUUAAUUAUUUUCGAUUCUAUAAUUUUGCGAUCGAAAAUUGCACUUGAAUAAUGAGCAACUCAGAAUAAUCAGCUGAAUCAACCCCCUCAGUAUUCGUUACGAUGUCACUUACACCCCGUACCAGUACGGUCAUGAGCAAUAUAAUGUACCCAAUUCAGGACUCUGUCGCACUAACGUAUUUGACAUUUAGUGAGACUUACAGUUCAAUUUGUCAAAAAAGUUAAUGUGACAUGGUACCAAAAUGUAUACAUAUACAGGUAGCCAUACAAGUAGGUAUGAGUAUUAGUGACAUCGUAACGAAUACUUAGGGGGAUGAUUCACACCAUGAUUCUGAGUUUAUAUCAAGUGGAAUUUCCUGUCGGGAAUUAUUUUCCGUUCCAUACUUUUGCGACGGAAAAUUCCACUUGAUAUCAACUCGGAAUCAUGGCCUGAAUCAUCUCUCAGUUUUCGUUACGAUGUCACUAACAUCUCUGUAUACGUAAUAUGUUGUUUUUUGGGAAUGAACCUUGGAAAGUUCCUCAGCGACAGAAGAUCCUUGACCUAAUGUUGUUGGGUUGCCGUUCUAAAGGUACCCAGUUCAUGGUAGGUAUACAGGUCGUUGUUGUAAAGUGAAAUUGGAGCUGUAUACAGUUGGUAUUGUGACAUUUCGGACGAUGUGUGUUGUUUAAAUAUAGAAGUUAUAUUUUUGUAUGGAUUUUGAGAUUAUUGUAAUACCAGCGUGGCUGUGCGCGUGUCCCGUUUUCUAGAAUAUCAGAAUAUACUUCUAAGUUGUAGCUUAGAAGUUACCGUUAUCAACAUUUAUAUUUGAAAAGUGAAUAAUUUAAUUUAUAAAUAAAUUAUUAUAGAAAAAAAUUGGAUACACUACCAUUUAUUUUUAUUGGUAUAAUCGCAAUUAAUGUAAUUUUCUCUUUGAAUUAAUUUCAAAAUUCAUUUCAGAAAUUAAAUCAUAAACUAUUUGAUUUAAAAAAUCAAGACCAAAUUCAGUAUUUAUUUGAAAAAAAUAUUGAUCAUCUUUUUUUUAGUGUUACAGCAACGACCAAUUUGCAUAAUCAGACAUUUCAUAAUAAAAUAUUUAAAAUGUGAAACAGAUAUAUUCGAAGUCACUAAGAAAUCAAUGAUACAAAACUUGAAACAGAUUUUACAAAUAAGUAUUAUUGUAGGUGCAAUUUUGUCUCUCUCUAAAUACCAGUUUUAGAUUAUCACAGUAUAGUAAAUAAAUAUAAAUUAUUUAUUUAAAUUCACAUACGAAAAAAUUGCGUAAUUUUGAAAAAUAUUCUCCAACAACAAAACUGCUUUAAUUAAGAGAAAUAACAGUUUUAAGCGGUGUAAAAUUACGUACACAUCAUAUAUUAACUCACGCCUGUAAAUCCUAAUAGGAUGGGCAGAGCCGCAAGUAAUCAGAAAACAACUAUCAGCCAAUUUUGGAGAAGUCCCAAGAUGGAUAUGAUGAACCGUAGGUGAUCAGCUAAUCAAAUCAUUCAUAACAUAAACUUUGUGUUGGUAGGUUGUUGAAGUGUGUGUGAAUAUGUUUCAAAAUUAUUCAAUAUUUAAUCGAUAAUAAAUACUGACUUCGAAUAUAUAAAGCCGACCACGGAACUGCGAUUACGCCGCGAAAUCAUGUUUACAAGUUCUUUUACAAGGUUUUGUCUUGAAGGAAAUAGAUGAUUCACUGAAUUUCAAGAAAUUGAAAUCAUCAUCACCAGCCCACUAACGUCCCCACUGCUGGGUCACGGGCCUUCCCUAUGGAUGGAUAGGGAGAUCGGGCCUUAAACCACCACGCGGGCCCAGUGCGGAUUGAUGGUUAUUAACAACUGCUAAUGCAGCCGGGACCAACGGCUUAACGUGCCUCCCGAAGCACGGAGGAGCUCGAGAUGAACUUGUUUUGUGGUCACCCAUCCUAUGACCGGCCUUUGCGAAAGUUGCUUAACUUCAACAAUCGCAGACCGAGCGCGUUUACCGCUGCGCCACCGAGCUCCUCUAAACAUAGCGUCACGUAUCCCAUAAGGGGAAGGCAGAGACGUAUAGUAUGCACCCAUUCCUCGCGAGCUGUGUUUAAGUCCCAUGUGGUUCGAGCCUAUUGCCAUUAACCGGACACAAAUCCUGAAACCACGUGAUAUCAAUUAUAUAUGAUACAAACGUGAAUUUAAACUCACUCAUUUGGCUCGAACAUUAGAAAGAAAGAAACAUACAUACAUACAUAAACUCACGCCCGUAACCCCUAAUGGGGUGGGCAGAGCCACAAGUAAUCAAAGACAACUUGCAAGCCACUGUUGAUACGAUGUCGUAAGCUGGAUAUGAUGAACCUUAUGGUGAUAAGGGAUCAGCCUAUCGCCCAUAACAUUAGUCCAUCAUGUUAGAGGACACAAUCCCUCUGUCGGUUUUUACGACAUGCCCGGGAAGACAAGCAGCUGAACGUUUUCUGUUUUUUUAUUUUUAGAAAGAAAGAAACGUUUAUUAUAAAGGGACACCACAGUAACAAAUAUAUAAUAUAAAACACGGAGUAACACAUAACUUACAAUCAAAACACAUAAUAAAACAACUUACACGAGAAAUACAAAUAAUUGAGUGUAUGGACUGGUCAACGAUGGUGGUGGUGUCCUUUAUAAAAGGGCCUCACUCAGCAUACGCCGCGGCGCGAGCCACGACGUUGGUAUUCUGUGGACCCUGACGAUUAUAGACGGUUAUACCGCUCACCGAAAUUGGUCUAACAGAAAGCUCGGUGAGGUAUGGGUACUUAAUCCAUCUUACGAUACGCUACCUCUGACUACCCCCAUUGGGAAUAUAGGUCAGGUUAUAUGUGUGUAACUAUAUUGUCUUAGAUUACCAAUCCGCCACCUAUGCAAAAAUAAUGUAUUUUUAACCAUUUCAUCUUUGUAUUCGUCCAUAAUAUAAACUGUAGUCUUCACAAUUCACACUAGUUACUAAAACAGGUUAAAUUUCUUUCCACGGCUUAUAAAUGAUAUUUAUAAGAUAGAUAAUUUAUAAGUAAGAAAUUACCUUAUACAAAACGGAAGUAUGAAAAGAAUCGAUAAUGGUUUCGCGACGUAAUUUUAUCGACCGAAAGAAAUAUCUAAGUUAGACAAAUACGUCUGUCAUUAUGGCAAUAUAUAUUGUUUAUAAUUGAAAAGAAAUAAUGUUUAAACAUGCUGUGAAUCUGUAUCGGGACUCGUACGGAAGAACUGACAGCCACUUCUAAAUAUAUACAAACCCAUGCCCAUGGUGUAAGAAAACCAUGUAUGCUCAAUCCUAUGACAAGCUGCCAUUGCUAGACGUAAGUGUUAUCGCUGUGUUACCAUUAAAUUGGUAUCUCCAACAUUCCAAAAAAGUAAAGGAGAAUGGGCGAAUCUGGUCCAAGAACCUCCACUGAUGAGACUUAUAUGUAUUGAAAGCUUAUGCUUUCCCUAUGAUUCUGGCAAAGUUCUAUCAGAUUCUGUCUCGGGGUGCUUUUUCUACAGCCAUGUUUGUCCUGGCACCAUUUAGCAACAAAUCUCGAAUCGAUUUCAGUCCCUCAUUUUAUUUUAUCAGAUUUUUAGCCAAGACAAACAUGGCCGUAAAAAUAGAAUACCCCAGGACAGAAUCUGAUAGAACUUUGCCAGAAUCAUAGGGAAAGCAUAAGCUUUCAAUAAAUAUAAGUCUCAUCAGUGCAGGUUCUUGGACCAAGUUACAUACAAAUGUGCCCAUUGUCAUUUGAUUAUUGAAAAUUAAUCGACUCACUAAGUAAUGUAUUUUAUUACUAUUACUUGUCACAUAUAUAAAAAUCAUUAAAACUGUAAGUAAAUCUUUUACUAAAUGUUCAAAAUUUUCUUGCAAAAUUAAUAUAAGAAUAAUGGUCGUGGGUAAUUUAUUUUUUUCGAAAUGGCAACACAGGGUGGGAUGACGUCGGCUGGGCUAACCUUGAAAUGUUAGCUGUCACUUUUGAGCAUACCAGCCGCGAAUUAUAUUGAGUCGCCCGGCGCGAAUUAUAUUGAGCGCUUCGACCAAUAAACGAUACGAAUGCUAUCUACGUAGAUGGACGUCAAACGGCUAUUGGUGGAAGGCCGCGAUAUAAUUCGCUCCGCGCGCGGUGCGGUUACCGUGCAGAGCCAACUGGUCUUCUUAUAAUUGACAUUACAUUCGCGUCUCUUUCUCACUAAGCUAGUAUACCGUUAAUGCGAGAGAGACGAAAAAUACGUUCUUAUACCAUGUUAUAGACUAUAGAAAAUAACUGACGGUUUUUACGACAUGCCCGGGAAGAUAAGCAGCGUGAUAUAAACUCAUAUAUUUCUUUUUGGUGUAAACGGUAUAUGUUGACUGUAGCUGAUGCAAAAUUGUGGGUGACAUUUUAAUUACUAAGUGAAGAUUGGAAUGUUAAUAUUGUUGUUAGAUUAUCAAAGGCCUAUUUAUAAAGGUUAGGGGUGAUAUUGAGCCCUACUCCAGUAUAUACCAUCUAAUUUUAUUUCAAGUUAUACCUGUCAUUUUCGUAUCCUCCGAAAAGGAAAGGGACGGAUAAUCGACAAGCAUAAAAUGUGUGUUUCAUAAACACGUCAAUUUUAGGCACAAAUAUAAAAGAACCCUCUAAAAAUGUUACAUUGGCCGAUAACCCAACAGAAUUAUGUUGACAGCUCACGUCAAUCGAGUUUGUAUAUCAUGCCUAUUUUAUUCGCCCGGGUCUUCUAUCGUAUGGGUUGUGAGGUGGAUUACCAACCUCAUCAACGCUGGUGUCAGGGUUACUAUUGAGCCGCCAAAGGCCCCUGACAUGACUCAUGUAACGACUACUUACUUACAUCAGUAAGUAGUAACCGGGACCAACGGUUUAACGUGCCUUCUGAAGCUAGUUACUUUUGGACAAUCAGGUGAUCAGUCUGUAAUGUCCUAACCAAACUAGGGAUCACAAAGUGAUUUGUCCCCACCGGGAUUUGAACCGGGGACCUCCGGAUCGUGAGCACAACGCUCAACUAUUCGUUUUAAAAUUCCUUUUCUUUUUCGGCGGAUAAGAAAACGACGGAACUUAAAAGAAAAUUAUGAGGUGUCUGCAGGGAUCAGGGUCGAUGUAGUUUGAAAAUAUGACCAUCAGUUUUGUAUAAGCUUUGUAAGAUAUUUUCGGUCGGCAACAAGUGUAAAAUAGUUCGUACGAUCACGAUAUCGUAGUUUUAGAGUCGAGGUUGCUAGUUUAAUAAUUAUUAAAUAAAAUAUUAACUUUAAGAAUGUGUCUAGUGUUAUUAUUAAUGUAUGAGUGUUUACUGGUACAAAGCGAUUCAGGUAGGUUAGGAGUAGACGUAGAAAUUAUCAUUUUGCUCCAAUCGGAUACUUUACGUUACUUGUGGGGUUUUUGAGAUACCUAAGGAGUAAUAUCACACCCGUGAGACUCCAAAAAUGCCAGCGAGACCAUAGGCGGAUCCGGGGGGAGGCUUGCUCCACUCGUCAGACCAUUUCAGCCCCAUGUAAAUAGGUAUUGAAGUCUUAAAUAUCUCCCAAGUAACCAAUAUUCGAGUAUCCGACCGCAAGUAAACUUUUUGUUGAAUGUUUUAUUAUUUUAUAGAAAAUUUUUCGUGCAUGAAGUACAAAAGGUACAAUUUAUUUCACUGGACGAUGUUCUUAACUGUUAUAUUAUAAUGUAUUGUGUUUUCCUAAUAAAAGAUAGUAGUGUAAA